AGUAGAGUAUUAGUUCGAAACACCUGUAGACGCUAGUAUGUGAUUGAAUAUUGAAAAUUCUUGGUCAAUACUUUUGGGUAGAUGCACACGUUUUGUCACAGAGCGUUGAGCAUGAAUCUGUCGGGUAGUGCGUCCGUGUGGUGUAGUGCGUGCCCCGUCGAUGCACCUUUAUAAACCGACCGAAAGGACCAAACAAAGGGAUUCCACUCGAUUCCGCUAUUGUAGUAAUAUAACGAGAAAGCAACAGCCAUACAAGUGCCAUAUUCAGACUUUUAAUAUACGUAAACAAGUGCAAUAAAAUAUAAGUGACACCUGUGAUAAGAUAUUCCGAUGCCAUAAAAUGACUCGUCGCCAGAUUGAUGAUAUGUCUUCCAAUUCGUCGCCGUCCCUCGACGCCGAUCACGGCAUGAUGUCGCCGCCGCCGCCCCAAGCGUCCCCCGCGGGCCGAUCGCCCAAGGAAGCGCCGGGCUCGCCGACCAUGUUGGCCACCAUGACGCCGGUCAACGUUAUGGAACUGAAGAAGGAAAUGGAAGAGGAAAGUGCCAUGGGCCGACCGCCCUUAUACGCUCAGGUUAAAACCGAAGUAUUGUACGAGAAAGACGACGAUAUUUACGCUCAAGGCAUCGCGGACAAAAGCGACACGCCGAUAGAUCUAAUAUACGAAGACGGCAACAAAACCGUCAUCUACACCACAGCGCCGGACCAGAAGGGACUCGAAAUAUAUUCCGCGGACAACACGGGGGAAAUAACGAUUAAUAACAUCAGCGCGCACCAAAUUCACGGCCAACAAAUCGCCGACGUCUUAAUCGAUGGUAAUACGAACGCUAUGGUGAAUUCUAGUGGAGAAACAGUCGGUAGUCCUCCAGGUACCGUUUCCGUCGUCCUGCAAGGGCAAUUGCAGUAUCCGCAAGUGCAAGUACCAGGAACCACCGUCUUAGUAUUGUCAGAGUUAGUUGAUGACGUCGGGGGUGUUCCGGUCGUCGGAUUAAGGUAUGUUCUCCUAUCAUUCUAUCAGAGACCUUUAAGUGAGUAG
Phyllotreta striolata is the source of this 1033-nucleotide messenger RNA. Lineage: Eukaryota; Metazoa; Arthropoda; Insecta; Coleoptera; Chrysomelidae. The record is from the annotation of a GenBank genome assembly.